Dibothriocephalus latus is the source of this 1071-nucleotide messenger RNA. The record is from the annotation of a GenBank genome assembly. Lineage: Eukaryota; Metazoa; Platyhelminthes; Cestoda; Diphyllobothriidea; Diphyllobothriidae.
AUUUCACCCGGUUUCUACCUCGACUGCCAACAGGCCAUCAAGCUCUACUGUCAGCCGCCUACGGACCCUGGCGCGGCUAUACGACCGCCGGCCCAAAGCAAAAUGGAGGUGGUGGCGUGCUUGAGCCGCAAACUCCUGGAGUUGAGUCUUCUGCCAUCCACCGCCGAGAACAGCACCAGCGCCAUUCCACCACGAUGUAUGCGUCAUCUGCGCUUUGAACUGCUUUCGCGUGCGGAGUCGAUCCGUCUGGAUCCCGAGUUGGAUGCAGCCUGUCAUCCAGAAUGGAAACGCUAUUGCGCUCAUGUAGAAAGCGGUGGGGGUGAGGUCUUCUGCUCGGAAGAGGUUGAAUCCGACUCCGCCUCAGCGUUUGAGCAAGGUAAUAAGGUUUUGAACUGCCUGACGAAGCAGUACAUUGCCAGUUCCCUGAAGGGCAGAGCUCCGUUAACGCGUCCAUGCGCCAACCACAUCCGAACACUCCUGAUCGAUGCGAAUCUCAACCAUCAUGUGGAUCCCGUACUGGUGGAGCUCUGCUAUGGAGAUCUGCGUGCUUAUUGCUCCGAAGAACUGGCCCUCGCGGGUGUAGACGGUGACGAUGCUGAUGGCCUUGUCGGUGAAUGCCUCCGUCGUCAAGUAGCGCUGAAGCGAAUCCAUAAUGCGUCCUGUGUGAACGAAAUACUCAAUCUGAACCUGGCUUCACACGCAGACAUCGACGUGGAUCCAAUUCUGGCACGAGAUUGUGCUGAGACCAUCAAAAUUGCCUGCGCUGAGGUUGCGCCCGGUAACGGACGUCGUAUGAAAUGCCUCCUCGCGGCUGUGGAUAGUCCCUCACUCUCCGAACACGUUGAUGCAAAGUGCCGGCGAAGUUUAACCCUGAGACAGGAUCUGUGGGCCAUCUCCGCUAAGCAGUCCACUGCCGCCGAUUGGCGCCAGCUGGCGGCUGAGUUAAACGCCAGCACCUCACGAAACCUCAUCUUUGGAGUGGCUUUUGCUCUGGUUGGCCUCAUAUUCAUUUUUGGUCUACUGUGUGGUCGGGUAACACGACGUGUCCCAGUGAACAUGAAAGAAAAAUGA